This is a messenger RNA of Physella acuta, 1833 nucleotides long. RefSeq lists its product as uncharacterized. NCBI's taxonomy places the organism in Eukaryota, Metazoa, Mollusca, Gastropoda, Physidae. The record is from RefSeq and is a predicted model, not a curated record. Gene Ontology annotation, molecular function: protein binding.
CUCAAUCAUUCAGUCAGUCAGUGACUCAAUCAGUCAAUGACUCAAUCAUUCAAUUAGUCGAUUAGUCACUUUAAACCUCCAUCUAGAGAUACACAUUUCCAGAGAUACACAGACGUCCUUUCAGAUUUCCAAUGGCUGAAAGUUGAGUGACGUAAAACGUGUAGGACAAGUGACGUAAAACGUGUGGGACAAGUGACGUAAAACGUGUGGGACAAGUGACGUAAAACGUGUGGGACAAGUGACGUAAAACGUGUGGGACAAGUGACGUAAAACGUGUGGGCCAAGUGACGUAAAACGUGUAGGCCAAGUGACGUAAAACGUGUGGAACAAGUGACGUAAAACGUGUGGGCCAAGUGACGUAAAACGUGUGGGACAAGUGACGUAAAACGUGUGGGACAAGUGACGUAAAACGUGUGGGACAAGUGACGUAAAACGUGUGGGACAAGUGACGUAAAACGUGUGGGACAAGUGACGUAAAACGUGUGGGACAAGUGACGUAAAACGUGUGGAACAAGUGACGUAAAACCUGUGGCACCAUCGUUAGAACGUAAAGCCGGCUACUGCUGUAGGCACCCACUGACGUCAUGAGGCCUAGGACAGCCCAAGUCUUGAGGGGACCGGCCUGCACGUUGUGUGACGUCAUUAAGUUCGGCUACUUUCAGCACGUCCGGAGCCUUAUCGCCAGUGGCCUUGACAUUGAGUGCCGGGAUGGCUUUAAGAGGACGCCCCUCAUUCUCUGCGCCCUUAUGGAGCCUGAGGAGUGGGGCGUCAGCAUCGCUAUGACUCUAAUCGAGCAGGGGGCGGCCGUGGGGCGGACGGACCGUGACGGUCGCAGCGCCCUGCACUACGCCUGCAUCUACGAGCGUGAGCAGCUGGUGGCCGUGCUGCUCCAGGCCCCUGACUUUGAGCUGAGCCAGGCAGACGGCGCGGGCAACACGGCCCUGCACUACGCCGCCAUGGCCGGACACUGGGCCAUCGCCCGCCGGCUGGUGCACAGCCUCAGGAGGUACAAACUCCGCCUGGACAAGCUCAACCUGCGGGGGAACACGGCGGUGGACGAGGCGCUGCUGGCCGGGAACACACGGACUGCGCAUGUCAUCCAGCAUGCAGCAGACGAGCCACGCGCCGGCGCAGACGUCAGCGCUGAUAGGGUCUCCGAGUGUCCAAGUAGGGUGACAAACAGCGUCUCACUUUUAAAGAAAAGAAAAAUUCUAAGACCAAAGUCGGCUCUGACGAGUCGUGACUUCCCGGCUGACUCCUCUAAUGGCGUCAGAACGUCCGUCUCUUUUAGCAGACCCAAGUCAAGUCACACGCCUCGCAGGAAGGCCCAGCGCCUCCUCUACUCUCUCGGCAUCAGAAACGAGGCUGACGUCAUAGUAUGCGCAGGCAGGGACGACUUCCGGAACACGGCCGAGUAUGUCUUCAAGCUGGUCCACCUGCCCCACGCCCCAGAGAAUGGCGAGACCGUCUCGCUGGCCAGCUCGAGCAGGCAGAGCGCCAGUCGCUGGACAGACUCGAGCAGCCACAUCCAAUCACAAUACAGCUCCAGCUCACGUGACUGGAGGGGGGAGUUCAAAGUUUUGUUCCAGGUCUACGAGAGCCAAUGCUCAGCUUCCUGGAGACUACCAAAACAACCGGAAGUCGCACCGGAAACACACAGCCUGCAACCGGAAGUGGAAGUGGAAGAGAAGAAAGGCCGUCGUCAGAGUAUAGCUUCUAGGUGCUCCAGCAACUUGGGCCUAACGCCCCGGCCCAGAGGGAAACAACAAAGAAAAAUAAUGGAAGCCUUCUAGCCGGGGCCCAGAGGGAAACAACAAAGAAAAAUAAUGGAAG